AUGGAAAGGAAAGAGGACGCAUCUGAUGGCGAAGCGCUGAGGUUCCCCGCCCCGCCACCCGGCUCCCGGGCAGACGGGGCAGACGAACGUCCGACCCCGAGGCCCACCGAGCCCCGCCGCCUGCAGAGCCGGAGCGGGAAAGGGGGUCGCACCCGCGGCGGGUCCGAGGCUGAGGUGCUGAGCACCCAGAGGCUCGGCCGCUGCCGCCUGCACGCCAUCGCCAGCGCGUUCGCCGUGAGCCCCACCGCCCAGGUGAGUAGCGGCCGAAAGAGGCCGGGCUGCCCCGGGUCCCCAGGCGACGAGGGCGGACGGCGUCCGAACACCUGGAGGAAGCUGGCAGCGCUGACCCAAGCCCCGGCGCGCUGGGGUGAUGAAGCGGGGAAGGAGAAGGCAAAGGGGACGACGACCCCGCAGGCAGCACGGCGCGCCCCCAGCCAGCCAGGCUGA
Molecule: messenger RNA, 447 nt
Organism: Rangifer tarandus platyrhynchus (Svalbard reindeer)
Lineage: Eukaryota; Metazoa; Chordata; Mammalia; Artiodactyla; Cervidae
Source: the annotation of a GenBank genome assembly